Molecule: messenger RNA, 921 nt
Organism: Gracilinanus agilis (Agile Gracile Mouse Opossum)
Lineage: Eukaryota; Metazoa; Chordata; Mammalia; Didelphimorphia; Didelphidae
Product: olfactory receptor 1013-like
Exons: 1
Biological process (GO): G protein-coupled receptor signaling pathway; sensory perception of smell
Cellular component (GO): membrane
Molecular function (GO): olfactory receptor activity; G protein-coupled receptor activity; odorant binding
Source: RefSeq, a predicted model, not a curated record
AUGGAGAAGUUUAACCACACCGUGACUGAAUUCAUCCUGGUUGGUUUCACCCAAGAUCCUGUGAUACAGCUGGUACUCUUUGUCCUUUUUCUCAUGGUGUACUCUGUAACAGUGGUGGGAAACAUCACUCUGAUAGUGUUAAUCUGCACUGACUCCCGACUGCACACACCCAUGUAUUUCUUUAUUGGGAACCUGUCUUUUUUGGAUCUCUGGUAUUCCACUGUUUAUACUCCCAAAAUCAUGGUGACUUGUGUGUCUGAGGACAAGAGCAUCUCCUUUGCUGGGUGUGUGGCUCAAUUUUUCUUCUCAGGUGGGCUGGCUUACAGUGAAUGCUACCUGUUGGCUGCCAUGGCAUAUGACCGCUACAUGGCCAUCUCCAAACCACUGCUCUAUGCUCAAGUCAUGACUAGAGGGAUAUGUGUGGGACUUGUAGCAGCUUCAUAUCUUGGAGCCUUUGUUAUCUGUGGCAUCUUUACACAUGAAACAUUCACCAUGCCUUUCUGUGGGGAUAAUGUUAUUAAUGACUUCUUUUGUGACCUACCACCUCUGGUAAAGCUGGCAUGUGAUGUAAAGGCCAGAUACCACAUUUUGCUUUAUUUUGUGUUAGCUUCCAAUGUCCUUACACCCAUCGUGUUCAUUUUGGCCUCUUAUUUUUUCAUCAUUGUUGCCAUCUUGAGGAUUCGCUCUACCCAGGGUCAACUCAAAGCCUUCUCUACCUGUUCUUCCCACUUAAUUUCUGUCACAUUGUACUUUGGGUCCAUUCUUUAUAUUUAUUAUCGUCCCAGUUCUAGUUAUUCCCUACAGCAGGAUAAAAUUGUUUCCUUAUUUUAUACUGUGGUCUUCCCCAUGUUGAAUCCCAUGAUCUACAGUCUGAGGAACAAGGAUGUGAAAGAAGCUCUGAAAAAACUUUUAAAGACAUCA